CCAUGCAUGAUUAUAGCGUUGGGUGUGUUUGACGGAAGCUAACUCUCUCUCCUGGCCUAACAAACACAGAUUAAUGUAAAAAGCUUUAGUAUUAUGUUGAGCCGGAUACUGACCUCUGUAUUGAAAACAUCAGACCAUUAUUACCCUAGAUUAGAAGAUGACACAAUGAAGAUGGAACUGGAUUACAGAAAAUCACUUUGAGGCCUAAGCAACAACAUUUUCUAUUUGGAAAGUUAAAUCAUUUUCAGCAACAUGGCCGACUAUGAAGUGUCUGUUCAACAGCUCAAUGAUUUGUUGACAGAUGAAAACGGAGACUUCUGUAUGCCCUCCAAUCAUUUUAAUGAAGUCUACCCCGGGAUACUGCUAGGAAAUGAGUCUGUAGCCACAAAUGUAACACAUUUGAAUCAGCUGGGAGUGACACACAUCCUCAAUGCGGCAGAAGGCCAAUCGGACAUGCAUGUGAACACGAAUGCAGAGUUCUACGCAGACACGGGGAUCAUCUAUCAUGGGAUACCAGCCUUUGACACAGACCAUUUUGACCUCAGUGUAUAUUUUGAAGAGGCUUCUAAUUUCAUUGAAAAAGCUUUGGCAAUGAAAGGUAAAGUGUACGUACACUGUCAGAAAGGCUACAGUCGUUCGGCUGCACUAGUCAUCGCACACCUGAUGCUGCAGCACAGGAUGGGUGUUCGAGCGGCUUUGGCCACAGUUAGAGAGAAACGGGAGAUCGGACCCAAUGAUGGAUUCCUGCGCCAGCUCUGCAAGCUAAACGAUUGUCUGGAAAGCGAAGGAAGACCGCGGCACUAAAAUGAAUCUGUAUUUUUAUUAGCUAACUGAUAUUAGUUGGCAAGUCAAUUGGUAAGCAGUUUGCCAAUUGGAAUGGUUGUGUUCUGCAUUUCUAAUGUGUCUUCUGCCCUCUAGUGGUACUGUUUAUCAGAGCAGUUUAGGCAGAGUAUAUGACAAUAAUUACAGUUUUCUUCCAAAUAACUACAUAAUCAAACACAAGAGGUCUUCACAACGGACAACAAUCAUUUAUUAAACAUUUUAAAGUGAAAAGUAGCACACAUACCUGAGUUACACUGAAAUCCCUCCCACAUUUUCUGCUUUCAUCGGCUUGUUGUACAUUUUAAUAUAUUGUGAUUGUAUAGCUGCAAAUAGAACUUUCCAGUCUCUUAACAUCCAUUACAGGUUGCUACAUGACAUAGUUUCAUAGGAUAAUGUACAAUGCUACAAAGGAUGAUUUAACAGCAAUUCUGCUCUCUGGACUAGAUCGUGCGCCACUGACUCGUAGAGAAAGAGCCAUUAGCAUGGUUAGCGUAAAGCACAUCGAUUGUGCUUCACGAGCAAGAAAAAGACAAACGUGAGCAAGCAUCACUGUCUUUGUCAUUAUAUUGAGCUAUUUAUGGUAGAGAGAUUGCAAAUAAAAGCACUGUUAAAAUACAACAAUGCACAUAAUGUACACAUCA
Pimephales promelas (fathead minnow) is the source of this 1463-nucleotide messenger RNA. It is a transcript of the gene dusp3b, whose product is annotated as dual specificity phosphatase 3b. NCBI's taxonomy places the organism in Eukaryota, Metazoa, Chordata, Actinopteri, Cypriniformes, Leuciscidae. Gene Ontology annotation, biological process: negative regulation of MAPK cascade; protein dephosphorylation. The record is from RefSeq and is a predicted model, not a curated record. Gene Ontology annotation, molecular function: protein tyrosine/serine/threonine phosphatase activity; MAP kinase phosphatase activity. Gene Ontology annotation, cellular component: cytoplasm.